Molecule: messenger RNA, 1029 nt
Organism: Sphaerulina musiva SO2202
Lineage: Eukaryota; Fungi; Ascomycota; Dothideomycetes; Mycosphaerellales; Mycosphaerellaceae
Exons: 2
Coding region: 1-1029 (342 amino acids)
Source: RefSeq, a predicted model, not a curated record
AUGGUCGAGCAAAAACCCGCGGCGGACACGAAGGCUACCCCGUACAAAUGGAUCGCGACCAGAAUUGAAUCCUUAGAUCCUUACAAAGACUACGAAGAAAUCGUCCGGCUAUCCAGCUGUUAUUACUCUAACGACUUUAUCAACAAUUUGAUGUACGGCGUCAUCUUACCUACACUGCUCAAGCCAGAGUGGGCAGCAAGAGCCAUUUGGCGCGAGGAUGGAGGCAAGAUGCUGCACAGGGCCAAUAUUCGAGUCGAGGAUACCGAACAUUACAAUAUGACAUGGCUAUACUAUGGUCCAAGCGACAAGAAAUGUCAAGACGCCAUUGAGUUCGUGAACAACUACCAUGCCCGCUUGGAGAAAGUCACACCAAACUGCUACGGCCACAACGAUGAUUACGUUUAUACCUUGGCGUCUGCUGCUCUCACAGGUGACAGGUUUGCAAAGCGUCUAGGUCUGCCCCGAUACACCAGGAAUCAGAGGAUCGCGCACUACAUAUUCUACCGAGAAAUGUCAAAGCAGUUUGUCUCACAUCACCCAGGAGGUGAACGGAGGCCUUUGACUGGCUUUCCGGAAAGUUGGGAGCACGCUGAAAAGUGGUGCGAAGAGCAUGAAAAGAAGCCAGUGCCCAAGGAUCCCCGGAGUGAGUUGAUCGCAGAAUCUGCAUUUGAGCAGUUCGGUACUAGGUGGUUUCCAAGGGGAUUGCAAUGGAUGGGACGAUCAAUUCAGGUGUCCUUAAUACAGCCGGAUGACCUGAAGGCAAUCGGAGUACAAGACGUCUAUCCUUGGACAAGGGCUUUCGUCAUCUUCUUCAUGGGUUGGAUGCUCUGGUUACUGGCUUUCGCACCUGAUCCUUCGCCUAAUGAUAGCAUUAUUGAGAAGCAUGAAAGGGUGCCGAAGGAGGAGAAGAAGGCCCGUCUGAAAGAGUUAAAUCAGGCUGAUAAGAUGUUCUGUCCGUACUUUGCGGCAAAGUACAAGGAUGUGCGGCCUGACUGUCCGCAUUUUUCCAAGCUGGCUGAACAGGUGUGA